AUGGAGACCUUGAGAACAAGUUCUCGGGUCCUCUGUCUAGUACUUGCAAUGACAAUUGUUGGGUUUAGAUGUGACGACCUGAAAAAUGUCAAUGCUCCUAGUCCUAGUCAAGACAAUGCUACUUUUGUAACAUUCCCUAGUGAAGUUGUAAAUGAUGAAGUAAAAGGAAAACACAACAAUAAUAAAGUCCACGUCAUGAGUACUUGGUAUUAUGGAGGAGGAGGAGGUGGCGGUGGAGGAGGGGGUGGGGGUGGUUAUGGAUGGGGAUGGGGUGGUGGAGGUGGAGGUGGAGGUGGAGGGGGAGGAGGAGGAGGAGGUGGUGGAUGGGGAGGUGGAGGUGGUGGUGGAGGAGGAGGAGGUGGUGGAGGUUGGUGGAAAAGGGGGUGUAGGGGAUAUGGUAAAAGGAAGGGAGGGGGGAGUGGACAUGAUUAUAAGCCAUUUAGGAAAGGGGUGUUUGAGAAUGAAGAGGAGUAUAGGGUGGGGGAAUAUGCACAAUGCAUGGCAAGAACCCGAUGCCGGGGCAUAAGGUUGGAUUGUCCUCUUCAUUGUGGUGGACCUUGUUACUAUGAUUGUCACCAUAUGUGUAAGGCUCAUUGUCGACGACCAUGAAAUCUAUGUUUAAACCAAUUCUUCAAUUCAUUUUUUUUCCUUAUAAUCUCACUCUCUUUUAAAUUUCCAUUUUGGACUGUUUUGCUUCUUUAGGUACCGAUGUUUAUAUGUUCACACUGAAUUUAUAUGUGACUUGUGUACUAAAUACUAAACCAUUAUGUGUAUUUUAUAUGUGAUUUGUGUUUUUUACAAAUGCUUUUAAUAGAAAUAAAUUGAAGUUUGUAGUGAU
Cajanus cajan (pigeon pea) is the source of this 838-nucleotide messenger RNA. The record is from RefSeq and is a predicted model, not a curated record. NCBI's taxonomy places the organism in Eukaryota, Viridiplantae, Streptophyta, Magnoliopsida, Fabales, Fabaceae.